GUAAACCAAACACAUCACGUUUAUAACCCAAACUCUUUCCCCCUUUAUUUAUGCAUUUCUCUUCUUUUCAUGUAAAUACACACCAUAAGUCCAUAACCAUAUCACAGCCUCUCGGAAAAUGGAAAGAGAUCUAAAACAGAAUCUACUACUUAAAAAACCAGAAGAAGAAAAUGAACAAGAAGAGUUAUCAUUAGGGAAAAGGGUUUGGAAUGAAACAAAGCUUAUGUGGGUGGUUGCAGCACCAGCUAUAUUCACAAGAUUUUCAACUUUUGGUAUUCAAAUUAUUAGUCAAGCUUUUGUUGGUCAUAUUGGUUCAAGAGAACUCGCUGCUUUUGCUCUUGUUUUCACUGUUCUUAUUAGGUUCGCCAAUGGUAUUCUCUUGGGAAUGGCGACUGCGUUGUCAACCCUUUGUGGACAAGCAUAUGGUGCAAAAGAAUAUGGAAUGAUGGGAGUAUAUCUUCAAAGAUCAUGGAUAGUUUUAUUCCUAACUGCACUUGUUCUUCUUCCUGUGUUUGUCUUCACAACCCCGAUUUUGACACUCUUAGGCCAAGAUGAAAGCAUAUCAGAAGUUGCAGGAAGCAUUUCUCUUUGGUCAAUUCCUAUUAUGUUUGCUUUUAUUGUCUCAUUCACUUGCCAAACAUUCCUUCAAUCACAAAGCAAGAACACCAUCAUUGCAUUCUUGGCAGCUUUUUCCAUAAUCAUUCAUGCAUUCCUCUCUUGGCUUUUGACAAUGAAAUAUCAAUUUGGGAUUGCUGGUGCAAUGAUUUCAACUAUUUUGGCAUAUUGGAUUCCCAACAUUGGUCAACUCAUAUUUGUUACUUGUGGUUGGUGUCCUGAAACUUGGAAUGGUUUCUCAUUUUUAGCAUUCAAAGACCUUUGGCCUGUUGUCAAACUUUCCCUUUCAGCCGGCGCAAUGUUGUGUCUUGAGCUAUGGUACAACACAAUAUUGGUUCUUUUGACAGGGAACAUGAAAAAUGCAGAGGUUGAAAUUGAUGCACUAUCUAUAUGUCUCAACAUCAAUGGAUGGGAAAUGAUGAUAUCACUUGGUUUCAUGGCUGCAGCAAGCGUUCGAGUAUCAAAUGAGCUUGGUAAAGGAAGCGCGAAAGCCGCGAAGUUCUCGAUCGUUGUGACAGUGCUUACGUCGUUGGCGAUCGGAUCCUUUCUGUUUUUGUUUUUCUUAUUUUUUAGAGAAAGACUUGCUUACAUUUUCACCUCGAAUAAAGAGGUGGCCGCAGCUGUCGGAGAAUUAUCGCCUUUGUUAUCAAUCUCUAUACUACUAAACAGUGUUCAACCAGUACUCUCAGGAGUGGCUAUUGGAGCAGGUUGGCAAAGCACAGUAGCAUAUGUGAACAUAGGUUGUUAUUACAUCAUAGGUAUUCCUGUUGGGAUUGUUCUUGGUAAUAUUAUCCAUUGGCAAGUCAAGGGAAUCUGGAUGGGAAUGUUGUUUGGAACAUUGAUUCAAACUAUAGUUCUACUUAUAAUCACCUACAAAACCAACUGGGAUGAGCAGGUGACUGUAGCUCGUAAGCGUGUAAACAGGUGGUCCAAGGUGGAGAGUACCGAUCAAGAAACAAAAACUAAAUUAAUCAAAAAAUAGUUUUCAGUGUUAACAUUGGUGUCUUGUGCUGAGUUAUGCAGCUAAGAGGUUGAUACAUAUAUAGAUAGCAAUAGUAUGGUUGGUUAUUUUGUUUUCAUGUCCUAUGUUGCGAUGGGUCCAUCUUGUGAUGUGAACCUAAGUUGAAGGUUCAAAAAGAAAAAAUGUGAAUUCAAUUUUUCUUGAAGGUCCUCA
Molecule: messenger RNA, 1789 nt
Organism: Medicago truncatula (barrel medic)
Lineage: Eukaryota; Viridiplantae; Streptophyta; Magnoliopsida; Fabales; Fabaceae
Product: protein DETOXIFICATION 21
Exons: 8
Coding region: 119-1597 (492 amino acids)
Biological process (GO): xenobiotic detoxification by transmembrane export across the plasma membrane
Cellular component (GO): membrane
Molecular function (GO): xenobiotic transmembrane transporter activity; antiporter activity
Source: RefSeq, a predicted model, not a curated record